This is a messenger RNA of Saccharomyces paradoxus, 1788 nucleotides long. RefSeq names its product phenylalanine--tRNA ligase subunit beta (gene FRS1). Gene Ontology annotation, molecular function: RNA binding; phenylalanine-tRNA ligase activity; ATP binding. Gene Ontology annotation, cellular component: phenylalanine-tRNA ligase complex; cytoplasm. The transcript has a single exon. The record is from RefSeq and is a predicted model, not a curated record. Lineage: Eukaryota; Fungi; Ascomycota; Saccharomycetes; Saccharomycetales; Saccharomycetaceae. Gene Ontology annotation, biological process: phenylalanyl-tRNA aminoacylation. Bases 1 to 1788 code for a protein of 595 amino acids.
AUGCCUACCGUCUCCGUGAACAAGCAGCAAUUAUUUGAUCUUCUAGGCAAAAACUACACCUCCCAAGAGUUCGACGAAUUAUGUUUUGAAUUCGGUAUGGAAAUGGACGAGGAUACCACAGAAGAGGCCUUGAAAACUGGGGAAGAGCCGGAAUUGAAGCUUGACAUUAGUGCCAACCGUUACGAUUUACUUUGUAUCGAAGGUAUUUCGCAGUCAUUGAACGAAUACUUGGAACGUAAAGAAAGACCUGACUAUAAACUAAGUAAGCCAUCCACUAAAUUGAUCAUUGACAAAUCAACGGAACAAAUUAGACCUUUUGCUACGGCUGCCGUGUUGAGAAAUAUCAAGCUUAAUGAAAAAUCGUACGCUUCUUUUAUUGCCUUGCAAGAUAAACUACAUGCCAAUCUUUGUAGAAACAGAAGUUUGGUUGCCAUGGGUACUCAUGAUUUGGAUUCCAUUGAAGGUCCAUUCCAUUACAGAGCCCUACCACCAAAGGACAUCAAGUUCGUACCAUUGAAUCAAGCCCAGGAGUUUACCGGUGACAAAUUGAUCGAGUUUUAUAAAUCUCCAGAACAGAAAAACAACAUAGGAAAAUACGUUCACAUUAUUGAGGAUUCCCCAGUCUUCCCAGUCAUUAUGGACAGCAAAGACCGUGUUUGCUCCUUGCCACCAUUGAUCAAUAGUGAACAUUCAAAGAUCUCUGUGGACACCCGCAACAUUUUGAUUGAUAUUACCGCAACCGAUAAGACGAAAGCUGAAAUUGUUUUGAAUAUAUUAACUACGAUGUUUUCACGUUAUUGUGACGAACCAUUCACAGUCGAACCUGUAGAAAUUGUCUCUGAACACAACGGGCAAUCGCGCUUGGCGCCAAACUUCAACAAUAGAAUUAUGGAUGUCUCCAUUAAGUACAUCAACUCCUGUCUUGGCCUAGAUCAAUCCGCCGAUGAAAUCGCUCAUUGUUUAAAGAAGAUGUCGUUACACGCCGUUCAAGCAAAGGAGGACAAGGACAUCUUACACGUUGACAUUCCGGUAACUAGACCAGACAUUUUACACGCCUGUGAUAUAAUGGAAGAUGCCGCUGUCGGUUAUGGUUUCAACAAUUUGCCAAAGGGUGAAAAACUGUCCAACGCCAACUUCAUCGCGAAACCAUUACCAAUCAACAAGGUUUCUGACAUUUUCAGAAUUGCAUCCUCUCAAGCCACAUGGGUCGAAGUUCUACCAUUGACCUUAUGUUCACACGAUGAAAACUUUAAAUUUUUAAGACAAUCUGACAACAAUGAUUUAGCUGUCAAAUUGGCCAACCCAAAAACUUUGGAAUACCAAGUUGUUAGAACCACUUUAUUGCCAGGUAUUCUGAAAACUGUCAAGGAAAACAGAAAGCAUUCCUUACCAAUAAAAGUCUUUGAAACUGGUGAUGUUGUCUUCAAAGACGAAAAACUAGAAAGGAAGGCUUACAAUGAACGUCACUGGGCUGCAAUUUACGUAGGUAAAAAUUCUGGAUUUGAAAUUAUUCAAGGAUUAUUGGGUAAAAUCAUGCAAACUUUUAGAACAGAGUGGAUUGCUGACUACGGUGCUGCCGCUUCUGGCAGAGGCUACUGGAUUGAAGAAGACGAUUCUGUGAAAACCUACUUCCCAGGUAGAGGCGCCAAGGUUAUGUUCAGAUCCAAAGAAGGUGCUGAGCCAAAGCAAAUUGGUCACUUGGGUGUCUUGCAUCCUGAAGUCAUGAUGAAUUUCGACGUUCCAUUCGCUGCAUCCUUCGUAGAGGUUAAUGCCGAAGUCUUCCUAUAA